Molecule: messenger RNA, 993 nt
Organism: Ambispora gerdemannii
Lineage: Eukaryota; Fungi; Glomeromycota; Glomeromycetes; Archaeosporales; Ambisporaceae
Source: the annotation of a GenBank genome assembly
AUGCCUCCUCAACUUCCGAUCGACAUCCUUCCUGAAAUAUUGCGACAUUUUGUCGGGGAACUUGACGAACAAGAAAUUUUACACAACCUGUUAUUCGUCAACCGAACAUGGUGUCAGCAUUCUCUACCUCUUUUAUGGACUAAUCCAUUCCUACUGUGUCAACAGCCAGAAAACCGUGCUAAAUUGGUGGAAACCUUACUCGGCUGUCUCUCUGAUCAAGAUAAAGCGUACUUUGCACAACGCAAUCCCGAUUUACCGACUUAUGCUCGUCCGUCGAUCGAUUAUUCCACCUAUAUCACUGUGCUAGAGGAGAAGAAUGUGAUCGAAGCGGUCAACAAUUGGUUUGAGAAAAUCCUGAAAGAGAAAAAAGAAAAGGCUGCUCUUGCUGGUGUUACUAUAAAUAAUACAAGCAAAAAAGAAAAUGAUCGAAAGUACGAGGCGACUGUGCUAAGUGCCAUGCUAUAUAAGAUGUUUAUCGAACGUAGUAAUAACAUUAAAUGGUUCAAUCUCGACUGUGAUGCUAUUAAUGCCAAAUGGUACGAUGGCACGAUCACUCAUCAAGAUUACAUGGCGGAUAAAAUCUUGCAAGCUGUUGCAAAUUAUCAACAAAGUCUUCAACGUCUUGCCGUCUCCUUUAACAGUGGCUCAAGCAACGUCGAUACUCCUGGUCUUUCCAAAUUGGUGGUCGAAUGCAUCAAAGUCCAAGGAAGAUUCUUGCGCGAUUUUGUUAUUGAGAAUGCGGGCGGUGAUGAAUUUGCAGAAAUGCAUUACGCACUAAAACCUCGCGCCAAUUCAUUGAAACGUGUCGGCUACACACAAUGCGAUUUCUCCAAAUUCCCAUGGGCGGUUGGAAUCGAGAUCCUGUCGCAGAUUGACGAACUGUACUUUAUCGCUUGUACGAACCUUCGUGAUAGUCAAUUGAAACAGUUAGAAGGUCGGAUGGAGAAACCAUUCCCCGAAUUUUAUUACUAUGUUCUUAAAGGACUCGAGUAA